GUAUUCAUUAAUAUAAUUGUUAAAGCGUUAUCAUACAGAUCUAUUGAGUUUCUUUGUUUUGGUUUUCAUCUGACUGACGAGGGGUAUGGCUGUUAAAUAAAUAUUUCUUUAGUAAAAUAUUGACACACAAUGGAUUCUAUGAUAUCCGAAAGUUAAGGUUAGGUCAAACAAAAAAAAAUUAAAAAGAAAGAUUUAGUCCAGCCAGCUGUCAUGGUCGGAAGUGUACUGAUAUUUUGCAGAACCAGUUGGAAGACUAUUUUGGUCAUCCUGACCCCCGUUCUACUGUCUCCUCUUGUGUUUCCUUACAGUCAGAGAUCGCAGGAAUCCAAAUGUGGUUUCAUAGUUCUAAUCAUGACAGUUUAUUGGGUGACUGAAGCCUUCCCGUUACCUGUAACCUCAGUCAUACCCAUUGCCCUGGCGCCGCUGCUGGGUGUAGCCUCCUCCUCACGCAUGUGUAAAGUAUUUCUAGAGGAUGUCUCCUUUCUUCUGAUUGGUGGAACCAUUGUGGCUAUAGCCAUAGAGAAAACAAUGCUGCAUAAGAGAAUAGCCUUAAGAAUACUUUUGCUGAUUGGAGUUGAACCCAGGCGACUUCUCCUGGGUGUCAUGGUGACCACAGCCUUCCUGUCUAUGUGGAUCAGCAACAUGGCUACCACCGCCAUGAUGAUACCUAUCACUAGAGCGCUUUUGGUCAAACUUUUGACAACCACUUCCGAGGUCAAUGGUCAGUCCUCAGAAGAAGAAGAUAUAUCAAUCGAGCAGACAUCAUUGCCUUCGAGUGAAUUAACGGAGAUAUUAAGAGAACGACUUGAGGUGAAUGACUCCAUGACAGUAAGAACUAAACAUUGUGAGAAAUCCGUGGAAUUUAAAGAAACAGUUAUUGGGCGACAUGAAGAGUCUGGACAUUCAUCGCGACACGAAAGCAAGAAAAGAGAGAAGCGUGAUGAUAAAGUCGACGAAACAAUUGAGCUCCAUAAUCUGGACCCCAGAAACAUGGUUCUCCUGAAGAUCUUCAGUCUCUGCGUCUGUUACUCCUCCAACAUAGGAGGCAUGGCCACACUGACCGGAACUGCCCCUAACAUGGUGCUAGCUCGCAUGGUCACAGAUCUGUACAAAGAAGCGCCUGUCACUUUUGCCAAAUGGUUUCUUUUUGGGUUUCCAAUGUCGCUGCUUCUACUGUUUGGUACUUACGUUUGGAUGUAUAGAACAGGUUUUGGAUUUAGGUCAUUCUUCAGAUGUUCGUCUUCAGUUUCAAGGAAUGAAUUAGAAAGAACAAAGCGAGCAGUCAGAGAAGAAUUUGACAAGCUGGGGUCAUUAAAAUUUAACGAAGUUAUCGUUCUUAUUCAUUUUGUACUACUAGUCUCCCUUUGGUUGCUACGAACGCCAGGAUCAUUCCCUGGUUGGGCCACCUUCUUUAAACCAGGACACGUGACGGACGCUUCUGUCGCCAUUUUGGUGGCCAGCAGUUUGUUUGUUUUCCCCAACGAGAGGCCUAAUGUAUUAUUCUUUCGGUCAAAAGGAGAUUCAAGUCCCUCCAGAUCCUCGCCUUCGAUAUUGACGUGGAAAUCAACAAUGAAAAAAUUUCCUUGGGGUGUCAUCUUCCUUUGUGGAGGAGGUUUUGCCCUCUCUGAGGCUAUCAAGGUGUCAGGGCUGUCCAAAAUGAUCGCACAAAACCUUAUGUUUAUCCAAGUUCUGCCUGGGUGGGCCGCCUGUCUGGUAGUGGUUAUACUGACCUCAGCUGUCACGGAGAUUGUGUCUAACACAGUGGUCACUAUGCUGCUCCUUCCCAUGUUAAAAGAACUAGCAAUAGCCAUGCAGCUACAUCCACUUUACCUGAUGUUGCCCGCCACUGCUGCCUCGUCUCUCGCAUUCAUGUUGCCCAUUGCCACGCCUCCUAACGCCCAGGUCUUCGCUUAUGGCGAUAUCAAAGUUGUAGAUAUGGUCAAAAGUGGCUUUAUUCUCAACCUUCUGGGCAUCCUAGUUAUUGUCCUGGCCAUCAACACGUGGGGCUACUACGUCUUUGGCUUGGCUGACCUGCCCGUGUGGGCGCUGCGAGCUGCUGCCCUUUCCGCCAAUUCUACAAACACAACACAAGCUGGAUAAGUUGGGUUACUCCACAAUGUUUUGAGCUCUGUCUGUCAUUCGUUUCUUUGUUCUAGUUUCAUUAAAUACAUUUUGAUGUGA
This is a messenger RNA of Biomphalaria glabrata, 2181 nucleotides long. RefSeq names its product Na(+)/citrate cotransporter-like. The transcript has 16 exons. The record is from RefSeq and is a predicted model, not a curated record. Gene Ontology annotation, cellular component: membrane. NCBI's taxonomy places the organism in Eukaryota, Metazoa, Mollusca, Gastropoda, Planorbidae. Bases 211 to 2100 code for a protein of 629 amino acids. Gene Ontology annotation, molecular function: transmembrane transporter activity. Gene Ontology annotation, biological process: monoatomic anion transmembrane transport.